Molecule: messenger RNA, 1733 nt
Organism: Salvia miltiorrhiza (redroot sage)
Lineage: Eukaryota; Viridiplantae; Streptophyta; Magnoliopsida; Lamiales; Lamiaceae
Product: protein WHAT'S THIS FACTOR 1 homolog, chloroplastic
Exons: 1
Coding region: 215-1423 (402 amino acids)
Molecular function (GO): RNA binding
Source: RefSeq, a predicted model, not a curated record
UGCUCUCUUGUGCUUGGGUUCUUAGUUUUUCUUUUUUCCCCUUUUAAUAAAAUUUUAAUUUAAUAAUAUUUUAUAGAUUUUCCAAUUUUCUUUUCUUUGUAGGAGUUUGUUAUGUAAAUUUCAAUUUUCCACCAUUUUCCUUGCAAGAACUUUGAACUUCACAGUCUAAAACCCCAUUGCUGUCCUCUGCCGCUCUCCCGCCUUCGCCGCCGUCAUGGCCCUUCUUCGCCUCCUCUCCAGGACCACCGCAAUCCCCUCCAAACCCCACCACAUUCUCUCCUCCUCAUCCGCCACCGCCGCCGCUUUCUUCUCCACCUCCUUCCUCAUCACCAAAAUCCCCAAAAAAUUCAGGAAAAAACGCAAGAAAAAGGAAAGCCCUAGAACCAAAUCGAUCCAAACCCAGCCCAAUCUCAUUCCCCACUUCGAGAACAUCCUCCACCGCGACGCCUAUUUUCGAUUCUUCACUAAAACCAAGGAAUUCCUCUCCAAACAGCGCGAACAGGUCCUCCUCCUCGACGACGCCGGAAAGCUCCACCAGCAGCUAGGGUUCCCCCGCGGCCGGAAAGUCCUGAAAUCCAUCCUCCGCCACCCGCUCAUCUUCCAAACCUACCGCCACUCCGACGGCAAGAUGUGGUUCGGAUUCAGCGACCUCAUGGACGAUCUCCUCCGCGAGGAGCGCGAAAUCGAAGCCAAAUCGGAGCUUCAGAGGGUCGAUGUCGUGAGGAAAUUGCUGAUGAUGUCGGUGAAUAAACGGAUCCCCUUGAGCAAAAUCUAUCACAAUAGGCUUCUAUUUGGGAUUUCAGAGGAUUUUAGGGAUAAAAUUGCUAAUUACCCAAAUUAUUUUCGAGUAACUGUUGAAGAUGAUGGCAAAAGGAUUCUCGAGCUAGUGAAUUGGGACGACUCGUUGGCGGUGAGCGCGUUGGAGAAGGAAUUCAUGGCUGAUGAGGAGAAGGUGAAGAAGGCAUUCAGAUUCCCGGUGAAGCAUGGUAGGAAGCUGGAGUUGGAGUUGGAGGAUGAGAGGAAGUUGAACUUGUUGAACACAUUGCCAUUGGUUUCGCCUUAUUCGGAUGGGAGCAAGCUCGAUUUAUGGACGUUGGAGGCGGAGAAGUACAGAGUGGGGAUCAUCCAUGAGUUCUUGAGCUUGACUUUGGAGAAGAGGGCAUACAUACACAAUGUUGUGGAGUUCAAGGAGGAGUUUAGCCUCACGAAGCACACGUACCAGAUGCUUCUGAAGCAGCCUCGGACGUUCUACCUGGCUGGCACACAGAUGAACUGGUGUGUGUUUCUCAAGGAUGGCUAUGGCGGGGAUGGGGAGCUCGUUAGCAAGGAUCCGCAGGUGGUGUUCAAUGAGAAGCUCUAUAAGUAUGCGGAUAUGCAGGAAUCGGAGAUGGGUUGCAGGAUUGAGCAGGAACGUAAUGAGUGAUCGGAUUUAGCAAGAAUAGAAGAGGUGGAAGAAGAAUGAGAUGAGAAAUGAGGUUCCAAAUAUUUGAUUUUGCAAGAAUUGCAAUUGGAUUGCAGGGUUGAAUGAGAAUGAGAAGAUGGGCAGAGAGAUUUGUGAAUGGAUGGAUUCUUGAGAGUGGAGGGCAAAUGGAUUUUGAAUUUUGAGAGAGAGAGGGUCAUUUUUAUGGGGAGGAAUAGGAUCAUACUUGUGUGUUCUUGUAUAUGAAACAAUUCUCCAAGCUUGGGUGUUCGUUUUCUAUUUUACAUAAUAGAAAAACAUGAUUAAGUCGAAA